CAAGUAACUAAGGCGGGUGUUGCUAUCGACAAAAGCAGGUGCCCAGACUCGAAUAUUUACUUUACCGGAACGAAAAAAGAGCCUACAUAGACGUUUAAGAUGACUGCAGGGUCUAUAAUUGUCCCUGCUAUUAUCCCUUUGCGACCACCUAUACCAGGGAAAUCCAAGCUAUCAAUUGAUACUAAUACUAAAAUUGAACUUAGCACAGAUCAAAAGGAUGUUGAGAUAUUCUACACAAUCAAUGGAAAGAAACCGGACCCAUUUCCUAAAGUUGGAUCAGAGAGAUAUACAAUGCAGUACUUUGCUCCUUUUACGUUACCUGCAGGAAAACAAACGGUUAAGGCGAUGGCAGUGUCUAAAGAUGGUAUGAGAGAAAGUAAUAUAGGAACAAAGAUAUUUGAAGUAGGAUUCGUACCCAGUAGAGAAGUAGCUCCUGUAGAUGAUGAUUUAGGAUUCCAGGAAGAAUUAGACCAUCAAAAUACUACACUGAAUGUGAAGAGAGCAACAAAGAACUUAUUGCUAUCAGAGAAAACUGCAUGGACUGAUAUGGGUACUAUGAAACAAACAAUACAGAAAAUGGCAGAUAUGAAUGUAUCAGGAAGUAACUACAGAAAACCAACAACAGGAACCAGAUUCUUAAACAACAGGAAAUCAGUUCAUGAUAAAAAUGAGUACAACAGAUCACAUGAUGAUACAUAUGGAGGACGUAGUUCAAGAAGACAUGACAGAGAUAUACCCGAUGCUCAAACUCAAGCCAUGAGAUUAACCAGGGAAGCUGAACUUCUCAAGAGUUACAGUGAAACUCAGUCAGAUCCAUUUUCUCGGUACUACAUUAGUCGUGGAAGUACUGGACAACAGGAAGCAAGGCCUAUACCACCCAAACCUGGAAAGAUGGGCACCUGUGUAUAUUGUAAAUCAGUUGUACCUUUCAACACUCAGUCUUGUGUUGUUUGUGAGGGACCUAUACCUCUUCAAUACCAUCAACCUAAUCCAGAACUCAGAUCUGCAAUCAAAGAGAGAGAUAUACAUGAAGAUAGGAAUGGUUUCAUGUCAGGAGUUGAGUCACAAUGGUUACCUGUAUCUCACCCAGUUGGAGCACCCCUCAGACCUACAAGUACCGUGUCUACACAGACAGUAGGAUUGUUUUAUCCAUCAGAGAAAGGAUUAUCAAACAAGAAAGAAGAAAUUGAGAAAAAGGUUGCAUUAGAACAGUCUAUGAGGGACAGACAACCCUUGAUGACACCAGUUAGUCCAGGAAAAGGUUAUUGGAGAAAACAAGUGGACCAUAUCUGUCACCACUUAAAAGCUCAUGCACAGAAUGAUGCUGAAUUUAGAGCUCUCAUUGGUGAACCUAAGAUGGGAAAAUUAUUGUCGGGAGCCGUACAAGAAGAUGGCCAUGAAUUAAGUAUAACCUUGACCUUUGCAAUUAGAGGAAACAAAGAUCCAUUGACUGGUAGAAAACUUGGCAUUACAGGAGAUUAUCUCAGUAUGCACACAGAGAAUGAUAGUCUCACAAGUUAUAGAAGUGAUUCAGAAGAUGAAGAAAUAGCAAAAAUAACUGGAAAAAAGAAAACGACAGUAAGGAAGCCAAAACCUAGAAGAAAGGAAACACCUAAAGUAGCUCCAAUUGACCAGAAAAUACUAAAAGAACUUGGUCCUUCAGGUGAGGGAGAUCCAACAGAGAUUCAGAGACUCAUUGAUGAGGGGGCUAAUGCUGAAUGUACAAAUAAAGAUGGUUUACCGUGCAUUUAUGUUGCUAUCAAAAACAGACGAGUGGAAUGCCUACCUGUACUGAUUGAUCAAGGUGUGGAAGUAAAUCAAAAGGGACCAUCUUCUAUUAGAGGGAAUACACCUCUUCAUGAAGCAGUUACUCUUGGUACAUCAGGAUUGAAAGUUGUCGAUACUUUACUUGGAUUGGGUGCUGAUAUUAACAGGAAGAAUGACAGAGGUGAAACACCAUAUGACUUAGCAACAAAGGGAGGAUAUGAAAACAUUGUUAAGAAAUUGUGCUCACAUUUAGGACAGUCACAACUGGACAAAUUAAUGAAACAUAAAACUAAAGCAUAGUUAUUGACAAUACUUUACAUAUUUGUCUCAUUAGUUGUAUGUUAAAUCAGGAGAAAAUAAGAUCCAUGGCGCUUACAUUUUGAUAUUAAAGAAACUUGAUUGGUGGAAAUGUAUUAUGAUGGUAAUAAGGGACAUGGGAGUAUAGAGUAGCUAAAAAUGGUGCCUUUAUUAUGUAUCAUGUUUAGUUGGCAAGAAAAAUAUAACGCUGGUAGACAUAAUAAUGGCUUGAAAGGUUUGCAGUGGGUCCAGUGUAAUCCAACCUUUUAUCUGCAAAGUUUUUACACCCAAAAUCACUCAAAUGUUAACUAAAUUUUUUGAAGUGAUCAAUUUGAAACUUUAAGAGGUAUUUAAAACCUUUUUUUUUCUUCAUGAAAUCAAGAUAGGAUUGAUCAUUUUGGUGAUUUUGGUUGUAAAUCAUGAAAAUUCAUGCUGAAAACCUAGGUAAUCCUUUCAAACUUUUAUGGAUCCAUUCCUUGGGAUAUAUACAGGUGCUUUUCAACAUGUACUUUUCACAUAUAAAUGUGACCUGUAUCAUAUAAUUGUUAUGUGAAAUAUCAGGUAAAUGAAUGUUAUUUUUUAUUUGAAAUAUCAGAAAAAUUGAUGUAAUUGUCAUGUAAAAUAUCAGGAACAUUGAUGUAAUUGUCAUGUGAAAUAUCUGGGAAAAGAUUUAAUUGUAAUGUAAAAUAUCUGGGAAAAGAUUUUAUUGCCAUGUGAAAUAUCAUGAACAUUAUUGUCAUUGUUAUGUGAAAUAUCAGGAAUAUUAUGCAAUUGCCACAUGAAAUUCUAGGAAAUUUAAUGUAGUAGCUUGAUAUAAAAAAUAUAAAGAGGCUUAAAUUGUUAUGUGAAUAUUCAACUAUAUUCCAUUGACUUGUGGGGCAUUUAGGGGUUUUUCUUGUAGUUGUAUGUAUGUUAUUGUAUUUUAUAUUGUGACAUGUAUGUGCUAUUUAUUUUCUAUCUAAUGGAAAACUGUUUGAAAAUCACAAAAAAUUUAGGCAGCAGUGGUAUGUUGGAAUGUUACAAACUUUUUAAUCAACAUUUCAUGAACAUUGGAAAAUUACUUUAACAUGUUGGAAUAAUUGUGUCAUUAGAAUACUACAUAUUUGACAUAUACUUGAAAUCCUUGUUUCUAUUUAGAUAAAGAAUAGACCUCAAAGUGCAUUUAUCGUAGUUCCAUCAAUCAUCAAUCAUCAUUAGUUGACAUUUAGUUUAAAGACUUUUUUGCAAAGGAAAUUGAUAUUACAUAGAAGUCAUAGUUGACUCACACCUUUUCAUAUUUUCAUACUUUCUGUGAUAUUUUUGUUGUAUUAUAUAUUAAUGUGUAUUGUCUUUUUUACCGCAAGAAUUUUUUAUUGUGCUGUCAAGUGGUUGUGAAGUGUGACAAUAUCACAUUCAUAUUUUGCUAUUUUCUAUCAUUAUACUCGGCCAACAGAAUUAUUGUGUAGAUUCUUGCCACCAGGUGAUGUUAGUAAAGAAUGUGUUCAUUAAUACACAAGUGAUAUUCUUUCUGAUAAAGUUAAUAUUUCAGGCUUGACCAUUUCUUGAUAUAAGCAAAAAUCAUAAAUGAGAGAUAUUGUUGACCAUUUCUAAUAUGUAGUCUUAUGUACAAAAAGGACAAUUUCAUCACUCUUACAGAUUUUGUACUUAACAUACUUAACCUUUAUUUAUUACAUAUUUUGAGAAUUAGACCUUAAAGUGAAACGUUCUGUUUUUUUUCAAUUUGAAAAAUUAGAGCUUAAAGCCCAAUUUCUAAUCUUUUCAACAUGUAAACAUACAUAAUUUAAACAAUAUCAUUGCCAUAGUGCAUGCAGUUUUGUGUUGUUUCAUUAUGUUCACUGCAUUGCAGCAAGUUUGGUCACAAUUUGAACUAACAAUAAAUCUAUGUUUCUUUUUUAACCGGUGACAAGAAAGUACAUUUUAAUUUUAUUUUUGCCAAAAAAUAGAAAACUGCCAUAGAAUGGGAAAUGCCUCCUUGUACUUACUAUUAGAAAGGGGGUAUUGCUAUUGUAGAAAUAAUAUAUAGAUUUCCUGUUAAACAAAUGUUACCAAAUAAAUUAUUUAAAAUAG
Molecule: messenger RNA, 4131 nt
Organism: Mytilus californianus (California mussel)
Lineage: Eukaryota; Metazoa; Mollusca; Bivalvia; Mytilida; Mytilidae
Product: double zinc ribbon and ankyrin repeat-containing protein 1-like
Exons: 19
Coding region: 100-2067 (655 amino acids)
Molecular function (GO): protein binding
Source: RefSeq, a predicted model, not a curated record